AUCCGCUUCCUCAGAGCAGUCGGAACACGCCCACGGUUUGCCCAGCGGUCUCAUGAACUCGGAAGUAUAGUUAUAGUUACCUGACGACGCCGGUGGACACGAGCACAACCCACCUUUCCGCCCAUCAUCCUGGUAUAAAUCUCGACCUCCGCGCUACUAGGAUUCCCUUGUGUUUUUCUCUUGCCCGGCAGAUAUCUUGGUAGUAUUCGACGGACCUCCCGAUAGUAUUCGAUAGACCACUUGAAAGUACUCGAUAGACCUCUACGCCUUAUUCUCUCGACAGACCUCUUCAUUCUCUACAGACCUCUCCGCAUCUAUAUCUACGCCAUGGCCGCCGAUCCGUCCAGACUAGCUUCCCAGAAGCUCCCGCUGGCGACCGUUCUCAAUUCCCCCGAAGACAAUCGUGAUUCGGCCUACUACUCGAGCACAGAUGCCUCGAGCAAGCACACGUCCGCCGCGUCUGGUAUUGGGAUCAGCGUGUACCAUUCGGUGCAGGACAAGACCCCUUCUCCUACUACGACGACCGUACUCCCUCCGCCACUAGUGUCUCCCGCGAGCAACAUGAGCGUAGCGUCAAUGGUCUCACCGACGACCUUGGGCAACGGGCGCUUUGAUCGGCCCCAGUCGUUCGACUCUAUACAAGGUGCCGCGUCGCUAGGGGGCGCUGCUAGCGUCGGCCCUGAAUCGCGGCGCGAGAGCGUGGACAGUAGGAUUAACCUGAAUUUCGGCGAUAUGAGGUUGGGCGGCUCCCCUUACACCAGCCAGAAUCCGUCGACAACAUCGAUACAGGGAGGCUUGGCGCAACAGAGAAAUCCUCGUACCGGGAUGGAUCACUUGUCCGUGCACAGGAUAUCGAAUGGGUACCAGCCCAACGUCGAGCGCACCCCCGAAGGCCAUCCUAAGGCUGCUCGAACCGCCCCCGCCAUCACUGGCCCUGCCACGAGCACGAUCGCGAGGGCCGCGGAGCCGACUAAGGGCCAGGCUUGGGCCUUCCCGGAGGAAGAAAUCCAGCGGAUGCCCUCUGGAAACCAUACCUUCUUCGACUCGAGACGAAGCAGCAUCACCGAAUCGAUUGCCAGCAGCCAAUUCACGUCCGAAUCUCGACUGCCCCCCGGGCAACGACGGCUCGACGACGGCUCGAUACCGGACUUUCGGACGAUUCACCACCAUACGCUCCAGCACAAGCAAAUCUCGGGUCUCCAUAGCGAGGGAUCCAGCCCCCAUAGCGGCAACCAACCGUACAGCAGGACCCCCGAGCUUCGGCAGAGCCACAAGCUUGCCGAGCGGAAGCGAAGGACGGAGAUGAAGGAGCUUUUUGAGCAGCUUCGCGACCUCAUGCCGCAGGAACGCGGAUCCAAGGCCUCAAAAUGGGAAAUAUUAACCAAAGCUAUCGCUGAGCAUCAGAAGCAGUCGGAGACGAUCAAGACCCUCCACAGCCACUACCAUAACACCGCGCAAGAAGCGGAGGGGCUCCGUCGCGAAUUGGAGAGGGUGCGAGUGGAGAAUGCGCAGCUUCGGGGGAAUAUGACGAGCAUGCAGUCAGGCCAAGGCGCACCAAGUCAACCGAUGCCGUCGCAGCCAUCCGGUGACCCCUACGGACAGGACCUGUACGGCAGAGCACCCUCGCGGCCUGAACUUCCGCCCUUGCGGGCCUUGAGCGGCAACCUUCCGAACGCACCGGACUCUAUGACCGGGGUCCAAUACGACGGCCAGAGGCCUAACGGCUUCCGACCGGACCGCUUUUAGACCCAAACCACGACACCAAUCAUUUACAUUUCCUUGCGUUGUUGUAAAUUGCCGUCUUUGUGGGGGACGACGGUUAUCAAAAAAAUGCUCGAGACGUUGAGCACGUUUUCAUCGAUACCCUGUGCACGUUUACUGUUGCUGUCCGGCGCGACUUGCUUGUGACCCACUUGUCAACGAGCACUUGAAAAAAAAAGAGAACUCUCGAGGCGCACUUGGGACCGGUACGGAAGAAAAUGAGGUUGGAAUAUG
Durotheca rogersii is the source of this 1995-nucleotide messenger RNA. RefSeq names its product putative HLH transcription factor. The record is from RefSeq and is a predicted model, not a curated record. NCBI's taxonomy places the organism in Eukaryota, Fungi, Ascomycota, Sordariomycetes, Xylariales, Xylariaceae. Gene Ontology annotation, cellular component: RNA polymerase II transcription regulator complex. Gene Ontology annotation, molecular function: DNA-binding transcription factor activity; protein dimerization activity. The transcript is spliced from 3 exons. The coding region runs from base 328 to 1746 and encodes 472 amino acids. Gene Ontology annotation, biological process: positive regulation of transcription by RNA polymerase II.